Panicum virgatum (switchgrass) is the source of this 1251-nucleotide messenger RNA. RefSeq names its product triphosphate tunnel metalloenzyme 3-like. The record is from RefSeq and is a predicted model, not a curated record. The transcript is spliced from 2 exons. Bases 264 to 884 code for a protein of 206 amino acids. NCBI's taxonomy places the organism in Eukaryota, Viridiplantae, Streptophyta, Magnoliopsida, Poales, Poaceae.
CGCGACGAGCUCGAGGACCACCUCCGCGCCGCCGCCGGCACCACCCCACCACCCGCCACCCCCACCGGCUACACCACGCCGCCCCGGCACACCACCUCCUCCUCCUCCAACCCCCUCCUCCACCUCCUCCACCCGCCGCCCGGCGCCGCGCCUUCCAAGGCCCAGCGCAUCGGCCUCUCCACCACCACGACCCCCUCGGGCUCCAACCCACCCAGGCCCUCCUAGCUCCCUCCCCUCCCCUCAACCCCCCAAAGUCCAUCCCCAUGGAGGUCGAGAUCAAGCUCCGCCUCCCCGACGCCGCCGCCCACCGCCGCCUCUCCUCCUUCCUCGCGCCCCGCCUCCGCCGCACCCACGCCCAGCGCAACCUCUUCUUCGACUCCGCCGCGCGGACCCUCGCCGCCGCCACCGCCGCGCUCCGCGUCCGCCUCUACGGCCCCGACGACCGCGCGGUGCUCGCGCUCAAGCGCCGCCCGCGCAUCGACGCUGGCGUCAGCCGCGUCGAGGAGGUCGAGGAGCCGCUCGACCCGGCCCUAGCGCUCGCCUGCGCCGGCGACCCCGCGCGCCUCGGCGGGGUCGACUCCCCGAUCGUCCGCCUCGUCGCCGCUGAGUACGGCGUCGGGGGGCACGCCGCGCCCUUCGUCUGCCUCGGCGGGUUCCGGAACACGCGCGCCGUCUACGAGCUCCAGGACGAGGGCCUCGUGCUGGAGCUGGACGAGACGCGGUUCGACUUCGGGACCAGCUACGAGCUCGAGUGCGAGACGGCCGACCCUGACCGGGUCAAGGAGGUGCUGGAGCGCCUGCUCACGGUCGCCGGCGUGCCGUACGAGUACUCCCGGAGCAAUAAGUUCGCCUGCUUCAUGGCAGGGAAGUGCUUCCUUGAGUAGGCAUUGAUCAGGUGGAGAUAUACAGCUGAUGCAGAGAGGUCCCCUCUGGUGAUCCAAGGACCAGGGCACAGGACUCCACAGCUGCAGCUGUUGUUGCUGCUGUUCCAGAAGACGGCAUCACGCCAUCUUGUCAGCACCAAAUCAGAGCAUUUGAUUGUUGUUGUGUGGCGGUGUGCGCUUUUGUGGGAGCGUUGUUCGGGAUCCAAUCCAAUGAACAUUUUGUCCAUUCAGCUGCUGUAGUGUGCGAACAAAUUAGCAAACUGAAGCGUGCGACACUGGAAUAGAUUUUGAGACACGGCAUGGCGAGUUUAAUGUACUGGUCACUUUGCCAUGAACAGCUUUUAUAUAGGUUAUAACCUGUGAUCCA